AUGCUAUGGCUUGCGGGUCGUGCAUCGGCCGAUGGCGGGGAUGACUUUGCAAAUAAUCUUGCCUCGGAUCUGGGACCUAUUAUCGCGCUAUUUGGCGAACGUGUUGUCAUGCAGUUCAUGAGCCAAGCCAUGGGUAUAACCGACUGCAUUCUCUUGGCCGUAGCUCCGAUUGGUGCCAUCACCACGGUUAUAAGCGCCAUCCGAGUGGCCGGACCUCCAUGGCUGAAGUCGUUCAUUGGAAGGGCCAGAGAGAAUCUCUCAGCGGCAGAGAUUGAUGUCAUGUCAUCCACAUCCAAGGAGGCAUGCGAGCUUUGGAACGGUCACAGCGUGAUUAGAUGUCCGGGAUCGGCCGAUAUAUAUCAGUUCAUCUGCUUGCUGCCAAAAGGACGAGACACUGGUAAGACAGAUGAAAGCGCGAAGAAUUCUGUGAUGAUCAGUACCGUUCAUUCCAUCCGAAGAAGAGACACUGGCAAGACCGAGUCUGGCAAGACGGACUCGGGCAAGACGGACUCUGAACAAACAGAUUCCGACAAGGCAGGCUCCGGUAAUGGAGACUCCGAUACACAGCAAGAUUCGGACAAAGACGCAAAGGACAUCAUCGUCGUUGUUGAUUCUGAUGACAGCGCACCGAAUCUUCUCCUCAAUUGCCACGAUAGAGUCGAGCGACGGGAAAUUUACCUUGCAGCCACACUAGGUGUAAUAUUACAGCUGGGAGCUUUAAUAUAUUUUGCCUUCAUUACCUAUCACCAACCUAUCAAGGAUCAAUUUCUGAAGGAUGGCAGGAGAGUAGUCGAGUACGCUUUUCCAUGUGCCGCCGGAGGAACUCUUCUCUUGGUACUUGGAUUAUUCAUGUGUGCAUGGGUUGUUGAAAAAAGUACGACUGAAACAUGCUAUGAAGCGAAGCAUCACCGGAUGUUCAUCGUUUGGUUGCAAAAGCAUCAUACUUUGAGUGACCAGGUGUUUAGGCCCUUUGCAAUUUACCCAACUACCGAACGGAAAUAUAUUACAAUGUCUCGGCGAAAUAUCACUUCACUCAAACAGGACAAUAGUGGCUCUGACCAUCCACAGACAUCUUUAGGAGAAGGGAUAACCAAUGCUCAAACUUCCAAUAAGCAUAUUGCAUUUUUCGGCUCUCUCAUUUCUCUUGUUGGAUUUAUUUCACAGUUUAUCGGAAUGAGAGGAUUGAAUUGGACAGCAUCAGUGGUACAACUAGGCAUUACAAUCGUGGUCACUGUAUUGAGGGUCAUUGUGCGACGGGGACUUGGGAAGUCUCCUAAUCGCACACCCUUGAUAUCGAAAACUGAGCUUGAUUGGUUCGCUCUCAGCUUUGGGGAUCUAACUACAGCUCCAUGGGCGAUGCUCGAUGACAAAUCUAAGAAUGAGAAUAAGAAGAAAGCGCGGAAGCACAACCACUUCCCCAAGUGGAGAGUCUGCACUGGGGAUAAGCAGGCAUAUCUUCCUUUGAGGACGACGGAUGACAGCAGCCGCUCUGAGAAGAAGUCAAAAGUUCAUGAGAUGAUGAUAGCGCGACAAGAAUUAAAAAAGAUUUCGAAUUGGAAGAGCCCAGUGGCUGAAGAGGCUGCCCGUCUGUCAGCUGCGAUUGAAGCUGUUGUCCAUUCACUUCUUGGCGAGGAAUGGCCCGAUGGAGAUUAUACGUGGAGCAUUCCGGCAACUUACAAUGGAUCGCAAGAUGGGUAUCUUGAUAUCGAACUUGAGAAGAAAGAUAAGAAAUGGAACUUCAAAGAUAUGGGCGAGAGAAUUGAGGCAAUUCUGUCACUAUGGUCGUACUCAGCAACGCCGGCAAAGGUUUUCGAUAUUAAUCAGCCUCGUCAAUUACGGCUUUAUGGAUCGAGUGAGCACGAAGACCGCUUACGCCGGGACCUUCAAUGGUGGAUGCCGGAAGUCAUUACUGAAAUCACUACGCUUCCAAAGGCUGAGGUCGAUGAGAAGAAGAUGAAGCCUGAGUGGACAAUAGUUGGCUUCACUUCCGAGAUUUCUCAAAAUACGAAAUAUUCUGAUAAGCCUGAAGGAGAAAACAGCCCUAGCCAAGAAUAUCUUGUUUUAGAAUGUCAGGAAAAACAAAAAAGGCUCUUCUCCAGGGAUUUGUUGUUUUCAUUCAUGCGCGCGAUCGCAAAGAUGCCUGAAGUCACAAUCUCAAGCGCGUCGAGUGUACAACAAGUGAAUUAUAGUAAAAUGACAGACGGUUGGAAGGAACUGAAAAUAAAAAACGACACCAUUUCCAAUUUGGCCAGAAAGUUAGAGAAGAUAGGAUUCGGCACACUGUCAGAUAUAUACUUCGAUCUUAUUGUACCUCUGAGUCUCGAGCAAAAACUCACUAACCUCAAAAACGUCAUCGACGAAGCCACAGAACAAGCACAGGCGUAUGAGCGAACAUGCCAAUGGAAGAAGUUGGUCGACAGCUGUUUUUGCCUUCUUGACUUGGCUCUUCGGUUUGAUCUCGAGAGGGAACCCUCUGGGCCGUUAGCCAUAGCUGUGUGCUUGGGUUUUCUCAGCAGGCUACGUCAUGAGUCUGCACUUCAAAAAUCGGAAGGGCGAGAAGAAGAAGAACUUGCAAAGCAGUUGAAACUUUUAAUACAGAAAUUAAAGGAAGAGCCAUUCACAAAGUUGCCUAACUUCGAAAUCCCAGCGAGGGAAAAAAUGAAGGAAUGGCACUAUGCUAUGCCUUUCAACACAAUGAUCGGCCAUGCGCUUACCGACAUCAAAACCUUGCCAGAUAGCUUCCGGAUUACCACCGAUCACCAAACUGACGCUUUUGGUUGGUCACCGCUUCAUUAUGCCGCCAACUUACAAUUGCAAAAUAUGCGCAUAGUUUUUUCUCCAGAAGGUGAAGUUCUCAACCUCCGAGAUUACAUGGGAUGGACACCUUUGCAACAUGCUUGCCUUGUGGGCAACGAGAGAGUGGUGGAUAUGUUACUUGAUCGCGAAGCCCCAAUUGACACCGCUGGGUAUGAUGGGAUCACGCCGAUGCAUUGUGCGGUUCGAAGUGGAAAUAUCGAAAUACUACAGAGAUUAGUCGAAAAGUCCAAAUCAGGGCGUAAGAGGCAUUCCAGAAAUAGUGUGGCCCACGUUGACCGUAACGAGAGGCACCCUAUUCACUGGGCUGCAGUCAAAGGAGAUGUCCAAUUAAUCUGGCUGCUGAAGGAUGAUAUUGGUCUUAAAGAUCGGUUCGGCUGGACUUGCCUCCAUCUAGCGGCGAUAUACGGACACAAAGAACUGCUCCUGUUGAUCAUUGAGGAUUGUGGCGCAGAUAUAAACAUCGGUGACAAUGAUGCUCGCACGCCUUUGCAUCUUGCAAUCGAAAACGACAAGGAAGCGGUUAUUCCUUUGUUGAUCAAUGCCCAUGCAGAUGUCAAUGUCAAAGCAAAAGACGGUUCAACUCCGCUUCACAUGGCAGUUAAGCGGAAGGAUAUUGUACAAAUUCUUCUCGAUAAUGAUGCUGACAUGGAGGCAAUUGACCUUGAGGGCCGCACGCCACUCUACCAGGCAUUAGCAGACGGUACAAUUGGAGUCGCAGAUCUGUUGAUAGACAAGGGUGCAGACGUCGCAACUGCGGCAAAGGAUGGGAGGACGCCACUACACAUGGCGCUUACAGAAUAUGGCCCACCUGAAGCUAUCGAAUUGUUACUUAAACUUGGGGCCGAUAUUGAUGCAUGGGACGAUUUUGGACAAACACCAUUACUGAUUUCAAUCUACAAAAAGAAUUGGGGAAUUGCAGAGCUCUUGCUAAAAGAGGGCGCAGAUGUUGACGCUGUUGAUGAAGACGGAUACACACCAUUACACCUUGCCGUCUCUCAAAAAGAGCUCAACAUCCUUCGACAAUUAUUAAAAGCCGGCGCGAAUAUUGACGCCGUUAGUGAGGCCGGUAACCAAACAGCAUUGCAUAUUGCUGUUCGUAAUGGUAAUAGAGAUAUUGUGCAGAUCUUGCUCGGGAGAGGAGCCAGUACCACGCUGUAUAACUCUCGCGGAUUCUCACCAUUACAACAUGCGUUAUAUAUUGGAAACCUUGAGCUUGUACGAGAUUUUGUUGAGCACGACAAAAAGGCGACAACAAAGGCCGCUUUACAAAAGGGGAAGGAUGGUAAUACUCCAAUGCACACUCUGUGUCAAUGGACUUAUUACGAGAGCGAUGAGGACAUUAUGCUCCAAAUGCUUGACGAACUUUUAAGCAUCAGUCCGGAGAUUGACAUCAAUGCCCAGAAUGAUGAUAAUCUUACGCCGUUAGAUUUAGCAGUUUCUAGAGCCAAAGACUAUCGCAGAUUCAUUAAUAAGUUGGUAGAAAAGGGGGCAAAGCCAGGCUCAGAGGAGUCAAGCAGAGACUUCGAUGCGUGGAAGGAAAUGAGUACUGAUGAGGAGAUAGCUGAAGAAUAA
Molecule: messenger RNA, 4389 nt
Organism: Trichoderma virens Gv29-8
Lineage: Eukaryota; Fungi; Ascomycota; Sordariomycetes; Hypocreales; Hypocreaceae
Exons: 7
Coding region: 1-4389 (1462 amino acids)
Molecular function (GO): protein binding
Source: RefSeq, a predicted model, not a curated record